Chenopodium quinoa (quinoa) is the source of this 1131-nucleotide messenger RNA. RefSeq lists its product as uncharacterized. The record is from RefSeq and is a predicted model, not a curated record. Bases 1 to 1131 code for a protein of 376 amino acids. The transcript is spliced from 2 exons. NCBI's taxonomy places the organism in Eukaryota, Viridiplantae, Streptophyta, Magnoliopsida, Caryophyllales, Amaranthaceae.
AUGGCCGUAAGUGACAAGAAAUUUAAUGAAAUGAUGACUCGUAAUAAGAUGCUUGAAAACCAAAUUUCUCAACUUGCCAAUGCUUUAAAAGACCAUGCUAGUCCUUCUUCUUUACCUUCCCAAGGCCUAGAUUCCAAGAGACCCAUGAAUGCUAUUGUUAGAAGGAGUGGUAAGGUUCUUAAGGAGAGUUUGCCUAAGAAGAGUGAAACUAAGGAAGUUCCCAAAGAGGUCUUGGUAGAGGAUGAGAGAGAUGGUGCAUUUUUGAGUGACGUUGUGAUUGAGACACCUAGAGAGGUGAUAGUAGAGAAAGAAAUUGUGAAACCCAAGCUUCAAUAUCCACCAAAGUUCAUGAGACACAAGCUAGAUGAACAAUUUGGAAUAUUUAUUGACAUGCGUAAGCAACUUCACCUUUCUUUACCAUUUACCGAAGUUGUCACCCAAAUGCCCAACUAUGCAAAAUUCCUCAAAGACAUUUUGAGUGGUAGGAGGACUUGUGAUGUUGUGGAGACGGUCAACUUGACCGAGAAUUGUAGUGCAAUUAUAAUGAACAAGAUGCCACCCAAGUUGAAAGAUCCCGAAAACUUCUCUAUCCCUUGUACCAUUAACAAGAUGCAAAUUGAUAAUGCCUUAUGUGACUUAGGAGCUAGUUUUAGCCUAAUGUCAUACUCGGUUUAUCAAAGACUUGAGUUAGGGGAACUUUUGCCUUCCAACAUUACCUUGCAAUUAGCCUAUAGGUCAAUCAAAUUUACAAAGGGUAAGGUGGAGGAUGUUCCUUUGAGGCUAGGGAAGUUUGUGAUUCUGGUGGAUUUUGUGUUUCUUGAAAUGAAUGAAGAUGCUACACCUUUUCCUGCUACCUCGGGUGCUAUGAUUGGUGUCAAGAGUGCGAAAAUUUCCCUUAAGGUAGGAGAUGAGGUCAUUGAAUUUGACUUGAAUAAAAGCAUGAAGUACCCAUAUUCUUAUUUAGAAAAUUGCAUGUUGAUUGAUUCUCUUGAUCAUGUUGUGUCUUCUAUGCAUGAGCACUUGCUCACUUCUAAUGAUCCUCUUGAGAAUGUCUUGUUGAAUAAGGAUACAAUAGGUGCUCCUAUCAAGGAAAUGGUAAUGUAUGAGGAUUUUCUAAAUGGAAGCAUCUAG